GUUCCACGUUUGUGGGGACCAUUUAUCCUUUCUAGUUGUACACAAUCUUACAUGUUGGGGGCAAUGUGGUGAAGGCUUAUUUCUCCCAUACAUUGACAAUUGCCAGUAGGCCUAGUAAUAUGCUACAACUGUUUGUACAUGAUACUAUGAUGUAGGCCUACAUGUAGAUUAGCCCCACAGUAGGGCUUUGGAUGGCUGUCUUUUGAAAUCUGUCUCUUUUCUGUCGCCGUCACAGCCCUACUUCAAGGCAUGACUUUGAUGCCUGAAAAUCCUGUGACAAUCCUGCAGUUUGGAUUUCACUGAAAUCCAAUUUGCAGGAUUGUCACAAACUUUGAAUCCUAAUAAUACUAUCUUCCGAAAUAAGAAUGACUUAACAAUUUUACUCACACCAGCAUAUUCCUCAGAGUUUGGCUUUUUAUAUGAGGACUCUACUUAGAUGAAGUAAAAAAAAUGUUUUUUGUCUGGAUUUUUGAAAAAAAGGAGGGAGCGGAGCUUUUGAUUUUUAAUUUUUUCAAGAUAGCAGCAAUUUUAAAAUUUCCUGCAACCGUUAGUGUUUCCACUGUUCAAAGACAUGUUAAAAAAAUGAAAGAUAAGUUGGACAAAAGAACUGAACAUAUUUAAAUCAAUUGUUGUUUAGUGUUGUAUUACUAUUGGUCUACAAUGAAGAGUUCUAGAUGCAUUUGCUUUAACUGCCAAAGUCAAGAUUCAUAUUUGAUGAGUAAUUUUAUAGAUAAAAUCAAGCACCAAAUGUUAACUCUCAAAAACCUACAAGUGUCAUGAAUGUAGAUGCGCCAAGCUAUGAAUAAAAAUGUGCUUGUAUUUUUCCAUAAACAUAUAUAGAUUGAGUAAAAAAUAUUUGAGGCGAUGUUAUUUCUUUACAUUUUGUCGGUUUACUUUUGCAAGUCUAUAUUUUGUCUACUAGGCCUACAAAGACUUUACCUUUUGCCAGUUUUGGACUGGUGACAUACAAUGUAUCCAUCACUGUUUGACAAAAGUUUAUUGACCCGUGCUUUGAUGAAAGCAAAUAAACAAGAUUCAGUCAGGCUUAUGAUGAUCAUGCAUGCAUGCAUGAGUGACAGAAAACACUGGCCGCGCUAGACUGUUUCCCGCCCCCUCCCCUGUAAAUCUGAAUGCAUUGAUGAAAAUGGGAUCGGGGAACCAGACUCUGGCCGCACGGGCGAAUUCUUUAAACACGUGCUCGAGCCUGAGCUCAGGGCAUUUUUUACAUGAGUGGAUUAGGUUUAGUCGUUGGCUUCGCUGAUCACGGCCAAACUGCAUGUGAGGCUCACUGGAUCCAGUGAAACCGAAGACCAAGCCUAACACAUUCAUUUCAACACGUCAUUAAGUCCCAUACCGGUCACAUUCUGGCUACGAAGUACAUACAAAAUUCAAAUUCAAUUGACAUUUAUUCCAAUAGUGCAUAUAUAAGGCAUUCAUGUUGUAUGCGUGUUUACAAUUUAUGAAGGAUAAAGAAAAUAAUACAAAGUUUAACUUGAAACUCGAAGAAAAGAAACCCUCCAUGUACACCCACACAUCCGUAUGCAUCUGCAGGCUCAUGCACUCGCUGAAUAUCCGUCGCUGCUUCUCUUUUACUUGGCAUGUUGUGUACUCAUCUGUUUUGAGCCAUUCUGACCGAGGCGUCUCAACUCUGAUGAAAAAUUCUGAUCUUCAAGAAACUCAAAGACUAUUUUGAUCGUCGUUUCAAUGCUUUGCCAACUGCCGGUACCAAUUCCUCUUCUAUCAAGGAACUUAAAAAUACAUGUAAGCUAGACACUAAGUAUUUCAGCAGACCAGGCAACAUCGCACAGUUUGAAUUUUGCAGCACUUGGGAGAUCCUCUAGGACAAAGCUAAGCUCGCCCUGAUGGAAAGAGCAGAUCCUGAUUCAGCCUUUCAUGCCUUGGAUGAGGCCCAAGAACUCAUUGUGGAUUGCAAGUGCUAGAUCCGUAUUACUGACGGUAGUAAGGCAGAUUGGGCAAUGAUCUCUCAUUUGAAUAAGAAGGUAAUGAGAACCUGGGCGUAUCUUCAGAUCAAUGGAAGGGCAUCAAAAUUGCAGAAGAAGCUCGAAAGGAACAACAGGACUGCAAGUGCAAGAAACAAAGAUCUUUCUCUUCCCAAAGAUCUUUCUGAUCAUUGUCUUUUUGGAGGUACGCUCACCUGUAUACUUUGUUGUCUUCAAUGUGCAUUUGUAAUGCAUGCAGGCCCUUAUUCCCAUGUUGUCUCAAUAAAAUGACUGAAAUACAAUUCUAUUCUCUUGUCUCCUUUUCGAGUCGAGGUAAACACAAAACUGUUUUUAAUGCAUAUGAGCACAGCGAAGGAGCAUGAAAAUUUGGUUUUGUUUGCUACAUAGACCAAAUUCCUCACAUUUCUGUUCUCCCUACCUUUGUGCUUUUACCUUUUGUUGAGCACUGGACCAUUACUAUAUACGUGUAUGUGCAUGUCACUGUACACGUCUUUACUUCAGGCUCAUGCACUCGCUGAAUAUCCGUGGCUGUUUCUCUUUUACUUGGUAUGUUGUAUAAUUCCCCCCUCCCCCCAUGCACAAUUCUGCUUUGUCUGGUAUUCUUUUUUCUUACUGGCAUGUAGAGCUUUAACUACUUCAACCACAGCAACCAAGGCUAUUGGUCCAGAUUCUGUCCACUCAAGUACUGCAGUGCUACAUGCUACAAAGGGGGAUCCAGAUUCAGAUAUCAACCCUUUGCUACAGCCAGCAGAGACAUCCCAUGUCAAUUUGCACUGCCCCUUCACUCCUUCCAUCGCCACCGCAGCCUCGAAGCUUGGCAAAGAAUCUCAAGGAUCAUCCAAGUCCUAGCUCUCUUGCUGACAAAUUUUCCAACAUAAUACAGAUCAUUCUCCAGCAACCUUAUUGGCUAAAAUUUCCACCUGCAAUUUCCAGCCAUAAGGAGCAGUUGUUGUACGAGGCUAUUGCUUCCAUGUCGGAGGGCACAUGUACAUGUAAUUCAUGUUUUUACAAGUGUUGAUGUUUUAUAAAGUGGUUGUUUGAGAAUAACUUGUGUCCUUUGUUUCCAAUAAGGGAAGAUGUUUUGGCAGUUUAUUUUUCUGAAAUCAAGUCCAGGUCCAAUUCUGAUGGUGUCAACAAUCAAGUGGCUUCACUCCUUAAUGAAUGUUUACACCAAUCCUGUAGAGUCUUCUAUUGUUCAACAAAUGCUGUGUAGUUUCAGAAAAGAUCUUCACCAGCCUCCAGCUCAAAAGGUUCCUUUAACUUUGAAGCAACUUAAGAAAAUAUUGGACAUCUUUGCCAAAGACGAUUGUUCUCUGAGGCAGCUUCGAACUGCAUGUUAUGUGUGUAUAAAGUAUGUAUGUUGUAUUGUUAAGACACAGUGAAAUUGCUGAAAUGAAAUGCAAUCAUUACGGCUCUACCCAACGGGAAAGGUUUUAAGAUUUGUAUCCCCAACUCAAAAACCGAUAUAUUCAGGCAAGGUAAUAUGUCAUUUAUUUCUGUUUUCUCAAGAAAAUUAUUUGUCAGUUUGUAUUUGCUAAGAUUCUUUCACAGAUCUGGUAUAUGUAUUGGGGACAACAAGCUUAUUUUUAGCCCCCUUACAUUUUGCUCUUCCACUAAAUCUUCCAAGCGUACUCAGAAUAAACCACUAACGUACAUUAGGUGCAGAGAAUUAUUUGUAGAUGCUCUCAAAUCAAUUAACAUUACAGAUGCUAGUGAUUACGGUCUUCACAGUUUAAGAUCAGGAGGAGCCACUUGACUUGCUCUAAGCAAUGUCCUCGAAUAUUUAAUCAUGUAAUAAGAUCAUUGGAAAACAAAAAUGGCUAAGAAUUGAUAUGUUGAUGUGGAUUUAGGCUUGCGUCUUAUGGUUGCCAAAGCUGUAUAAUUUAUGUUACCUUUGUGAGUUUUCUGCAGUACAUGUGUAAAUUGUACAGAACGUAAUUUGACAAAUUAAUAAGAUUGCUUUUGAGGCAAAUGGCGGACUGCAGCCUGUAAGCUUUUUAAUUGUUAACUAAGGCUAGAGUUUAGCCAUGAUGUUGUGAAGCCACCGAGGCUGUUGAAGGGCUAUCAUGGCUUUGGCUAGCAGUAUUUUUGUACAAGUGGGUGAUUUUGUUGCUAUUAAAUGUAUUUUGGAUAUUCAGAUUGUAAUGCAUGCAGGUCCCUAUUCCCAUGCUGUCUCAAUAAAAUGACUGAAAUGCUAUUCUAUUCUUGUCUCCUCCUUUUAGAGUCAGUGUAAAGCACGAAACUGUUUUUCAUGCGUAUCAGCAUAGCGAAGGAGCAUGAAAGUACAAGUAUCUUAAUGCGUCCUAGCUCUGUUCUGCAAGUAUGGGCUACACAAUCUGGGCAUUGUUUGUUGUUGUGCGGAUCCUGCUUUGCUUAUGGCCCAUGAAUGGUUACAUCCAUCCUGAUGAGUUCUUUCAAAACACGGAACCAUUGGCAGGUGAUAUAAUUGGACUGAACGUCGUGCGUACCUGGGAUUUUAACUCCACAAGACCCAUACGAAGUGUCUUCUUUCCUUAUAUCACAAGUGGACUAACGAUGAAGGUACUGCAGUAUGCUGAUGCUGUAGGGAUUAUGCCCCUGAGUCCAUACACACUGCUGGUCUUCCCACGUCUGAUGAUGGCCAUGCUUUCUCUCCUGUGCAUCGAUUACCCUAUCUACACAAUCUGCAAGUUACUUGAAAUGAAAGCAGAAAUCUGUCUUACUAUCUUUGCCAGCUCUUAUGUGACUUUGGUGUACUACACAAGAACCUUCUCCAACUCCUAUGAAACAAUGGCAUUUUCUCUUUUGCUGUUACUUGUAGUGGAUUCCAGGUUAGACCAGUUCAAAUCAACCCCCUCCAAAAAUACAGAAGGCAGGCCAAAUCAUGCAUUCUGGAUAGGUGUUUUCAUUGUUGAAGCAACUUUUAACAGAGUGACGUUUCCCUGUUUUGCUUUGAUUCCUUUUAUAUUUUGGUUAACUGGGUCAGCAUUUGAGUUUGGAGUACAUGCAAUACGUGAAGUUACCAGCAACUGUCUUGCAUUGUUGCCAGGAUGUUUGACUAUGUUAGUCUCAAAUGUCUUAAUAGAUUCAAUAUACUAUGGUACUUUAGACUCAGCAGUGUUGACCAAUCCACAGCUCCUUUACAGAAGUUUAAAUUUUGAUCUGUUGUUUAAAAAUGUGACAGUUACUCCACUCAAUUGCUUAUUGUAUAACCUUGAUAUGCAUAACCUAGCCAGGCAUGGUUUCAAUUCGAGAAUCACUCAUGCAUUAUUCAAUCUUCCAAUGUUAUGCCUACCACUUGUCAUAUGUUUUGUAUCUGAGGUUUUUUCGUUAGUCAGAGGGAGAUUUCAGACAACAUCCACUGGUUUUGCAGGAUCCAGUAGCCGUGCAUUCUUUGCCCUUUGCUUUGUGACUCCUCUUUUUCUUGUGUCUAUAGUGCCACACCAUGAGCCAAGAUUCAUUGUCCCAUUAUUGGUGCCACUUGUCUUGCUGUAUGCAGAAUUUGUUAUGUCCGGUGCUUUCAUUCCCAAUGUCCCAUGGAUUAUUUGGAAUGUACUUGGCUGUAUAAUGUUUGGAUUUGUCCAUCAAGGAGGUGUUAUUCCAAGUAUUAUGCACACACACAGUUUAGUGUCACAACCAGCUCAGACACCAAUACAAUAUCACUUUGUGUAUUAUCACACGUACAUGCCUCCCCGACACCUGGCCCUGUAUAAUCAGUCUGUCUCAUCUGUCUUGUCAGUGAACAAACCCACACUCAAACCAGGUGAGUUGUCAAACACAAUGACUAUUCAUGAUCUUAUGGGAGCUGAUAGACUUGUCCUUAGCUCUACGGUUAAUAAUCUUCUUAGUUCCAAGCACACUCCAGUUCCUAGACUUUUCAAAAAAGAAGUCUAUGUGUUUGCACCAGCAUCUCUGGACCCUGUAUUCUGUCGUCUUGGAGUGAAACACAACUUCAAAUUAGUGAAAAGUUUUUUCCCUCAUAUUAGUAUGGAAGACUUGCCAGAGUUCAUGCCAGCUUACACUUGUGUUGCAGAACCACACAGAAGCUUUCGUAAUCAAAAAAGUCUGCAAAAGUGGCAGACAAUGUUCUCAUUGAACAUGUACAAAGCAGAAAUGGUUCAAAUUGUUCCACACAUCGAAGACCCAGUGAUGUGAUUGACAGGGCAAAGCAUGCUGAACAUAAGUCAACUACACAAUUCAAGCACAGGCGAAUUCGUAUAGUUAAUUCUUUGGAUCUGUACUUUCAAGAAAUUGCUAUCAGAUUAUUUGAUCUUUUAAUUCACAUUCAGUACAUGUAGUUACACGUACAAAAAUUGUAUGUGCAGGGUUGUGCAGGUGUGGCAUACAUAGUGUGGACCUCUGUACAAAAGAAGUCCACACAAUGUAGGGUAUGAUGGCGUGUGAAACUGUGUGAAUGUGUGUCAGAAAUAAGAAUAGAGUGAAUGUGGUUAUGUCAUCAAGUUAAAAGUUGAGUAGACCAUAGACCUUUUCACUAAUGACUUCAUAAUUAUGCACGCAUGCGCACAAAUGGCCUUGGCUGACCACAAGUUGUUCUUUGCCAUCCAUGCAGUAAAUGCACCUGGCAGCUGCAUGCCAAUCUCCAUAUAAGAAGAGUGUUUAUGACUUCUGGCAAGAAGCACGUUUGUGUACAUGUACCUCAGCACAGCUAGAGGGAUGUUUGAAAUUAUGAAAUGUAUGAAAAGUUUUGUCUUUCUGACACAAAAAACCCUGAUUGUCUACCGUAGUCUUAAAUGAAGUUUAAGACCCGCUAAGCACACAUUUAUUCCUUUAGUCUAAAGCUUUUAAGCAAUUUUGUUGUUUCAAACAGAAAAAUGUACAAAAUGAUGGGUGGUCCAUUGUCCAUUAAAAAAUUUCCAAACUUCUGGUACUGUAAAGUAUCAAGGUUGUAUUGGCCAUUUUGGUGUACAGUGUACACUUAUACAUUUCUGAAUAACUUAUUAAUAGUUACCAUUCAGCCUUGGCUAUAAUUCGAAACUGUCAGGUUGCCCUCAUGUGGAAGUUUAAAAAGUUAGUCUUGCAUCCAUGUGUACAUCAUUUUUUGGGGUUGUGUUGCCAUGCGGUGUGUUUUAAAUGUGAAAAGUUCUACAGAAGUGUGGCCUUACAUGAUUCUUAAUAUAGUCCUUUAUGGGAGAAGGUGAACACCUGAUUUAUUUUAUUGCCCAAAAGUCUGAUUUUCAGGAAAUUUUUGUUUGAGUUUGUUUGCUAGUUUUUAAAAAUCAUGCAGUUAAAGAACUGAACUUGGAAGUAAGUUAACUUUGUUAUGGGUAAUUCUGUGACAAACUUACAUACUGGAAGGGAUUUCCACUGUAAGUUUGAUUUCUAAAAACAUUAGAUGAUAGGCCUGGAAAUGAGUACUAGUUUGAUGUUAAUAUUGCUGUGCAGAUCAUUGUACAGAGCAUUUAUAGAACUUGUGUUUGGAAUGUUAGCCUAUAUGUUUCAUACACGUACUAGCAUAUGUACAAUAUACUUUUAUAAAGUUUGCAAGAAGCCUGCAGGGAUAAUGAGACAAGCUACAGGUACAUUUUUUCCCCCAUAAACUAUUGCUUGGAUUACACACAUCAAUGUUUUUGCAAAGUGUGCACUUUUUUUAUCCAACUUUUUGCAACUGAAGUUCAUUUGAUGACUGUUAAAAACAUUUUCUUUGCAGUUUAUUGCAAAUGUUGUUCUCCUUUGCAGCCCACAGAGCAGAAGAUUACUGUCCGACUAUAGACAGCUUUUAGUCAUGCCUGAUAUGCUUGAUUACCUUCGUGCAGAAAUAGAUGGCUUGUAAAGUGACGUCAUAUCGUCACAUUUUUUUAUCCAGCCAAGUGCUGGCCUACUAUAUUGAUAUGUGUACGUACAUGUAUUUGUUGGGAAUCUGAACCACUUGUUUUUACCUUGAAUAGGCCUUAUAUGUAUGAAAUCAGGUUGGAGGCUAUUUCUUCCUCUGGAAUACGCUCCAGUAAAGUUUUUUUUUUAGGUUUUUAUCGUAACGAUAUGAAAAUAAAAAGCCUCUGAGAAACCAGCAAUGCACAACCUCUGUAUUUGGAAAGAGAUGAUUGUAAUAUUAUUCGAAAAUACUUUUUUGCUGUUAUUUUGUUUGGCUUGGAAGUUUUUAUGAGCACUGAGUUAAGUUACAUCUUGAUGUACUGUAUUUUUUUUUUUAUGUUUGAAUACAUACAGCACUCAUAACAGUGACACAUAAACCAGAACCCUUAUAAGUACAGUACAUAAUUAUUGCCAAAACAUGAAUUUGACUUCAGUCUGUUUAAUUUUGAUAAAGUUCCCCAGAGCGCAUGGGUAGAUUUUAGGCUGGUUGGACGACUUUUGUCUCUUCUUUUUUUUAUAUUGAGAUAAAGUUUAUUUAAAUAUUUGGGUCUUAAUAGCAUCGGUCAAGGUCACUGUUAUAAGAAUAGAACUGGUUUCAAGGCAGUUACAUAAAAACAUGUUUGCAGACUUCCAUUGGACACUUUGUAUCUCUUGCUAUAGUACAUGUAUAUAUGGCACACCUCUGUGAAUUGAUCUGCAGUAUAACUUCAACUCUGUUUUAGGGGAGUAAUUAUCAAGCAGUUUAAGUGUUGAAAUUGUUCCUAAUUGCCCGUUGGCUAUUCUAAUUAGAAAUACGUUUUUUCAUUCUUCAACUAAAUAGCUGUCUGGACAUCAGAUUUACAUCUAUGUGUCAUAUUUAGGGAGUUUUUGUACUUGUGAUAAACUUAUUAAAAGGUUUAUCAUGAGCUUGUUAUUCUUGUUUUGUGUUAGACAAGAACCAAAAUUAAAGAAUUUUGUUGCCUUUUUAUGUCUUUUGAUAUUUAGUACCACAUAUUUUCACCAGAGAAAAUUGAAUUCACUCAUUUGUAGUGUGUUUGGGAGUCGAGUCCUCAAUCUAAGUACAAAUACACUGUGAUGAGUCCAAGUCCAAAAGCACCCGAGUACAUUUAAGCCCAAGUCUGAGUGCACGUACAUGAAAAAGCAAGAAGGUAACUAAACAAAUGAAAUACUUAAGUGAGUAAUAUAACAAUUAAAACACACACCAUGCAACAAUCACCUUUACCAAAUCCUCAUCCAGUUUAAGCAGCAAUGAAACAUAUUUUAUCCUAUUGGAAAUAUAUUUUUAAAACAUGGUUUGACUUAAUGGAUUUGGAACCACUAAGAACAGGCGUGAAACAAGUUUUAAACAGACUAAAACAGUGUGAAAGAAAAUUAUUAUUAAAAUAUACUUUGUUUAUUU
This is a messenger RNA of Acanthaster planci (crown-of-thorns starfish), 9168 nucleotides long. RefSeq names its product phosphatidylinositol glycan anchor biosynthesis class Z (gene pigz). The record is from RefSeq and is a predicted model, not a curated record. Gene Ontology annotation, molecular function: alpha-1,2-mannosyltransferase activity. Lineage: Eukaryota; Metazoa; Echinodermata; Asteroidea; Valvatida; Acanthasteridae. Gene Ontology annotation, biological process: GPI anchor biosynthetic process. Gene Ontology annotation, cellular component: endoplasmic reticulum membrane.